This is a messenger RNA of Ochotona princeps (American pika), 2865 nucleotides long. It is a transcript of the gene TXNIP, whose product is annotated as thioredoxin interacting protein. Lineage: Eukaryota; Metazoa; Chordata; Mammalia; Lagomorpha; Ochotonidae. Gene Ontology annotation, cellular component: cytoplasm. Bases 302 to 1477 code for a protein of 391 amino acids. The record is from RefSeq and is a predicted model, not a curated record. Gene Ontology annotation, biological process: protein transport. The transcript has 8 exons. Gene Ontology annotation, molecular function: ubiquitin protein ligase binding.
CUGCUCUCUGCCCGGUCGGUUGCGUUAGCCGUCUCAGCGAGAGCGCUUCUACAGCUGUUACGGCGAGCUAAGGAGACGGCUUAUUUUCUUGAAAUUCUGUAGCCGCUUAAGUAAUUUGGGACACUUUGAAGCGUAGUGGUCGAGAUUGGUUUGUUUCUUGAGUCUAGUUUGGUUUUUUUAAACGCAACCUGCUUAAGAACACACUCGUUCCUUAGGAAGAGUGAAGUAAUUUACCACAAAGAACACUUGCGUUUGGGGCUUUGGCUUUGUGUUUGACUUUUGAGCUCUACUCUGCCCCAUCAUGGUGAUGUUCAAGAAGAUCAAGUCUUUUGAGGUGGUCUUCACCGACCCUGAAAAAGUGUACGGCAGUGGGGAGAAGGUGGCCGGCCGGGUGAUUGUGGAGGUGUGUGAAGUUACUCGGGUUAAAGCCGUCAGGAUCCUGGCCUGUGGGGUCGCCAAAGUCCUGUGGAUGCAGGGCUCCCAGCAGUGCAAGCAGACGCUGGACUACCUGCGGUAUGAAGACACCCUUCUCUUGGAAGAGCAGCCCACAGGUGAGAAUGAGAUGGUGAUUAUGAGACCUGGAAACAAGUACGAGUACAAGUUUGGCUUCGAGCUUCCACAAGGACCUCUGGGAACAUCCUUCAAAGGCAAAUAUGGUUGUGUGGACUACUGGGUGAAGGCUUUCCUCGACCGCCCCAGCCAGCCAACUCAAGAGAUCAAGAAGCGCUUUGAAGUGAUGGAUUUGGUGGAUGUCAAUACCCCCGAUUUAAUGGCACCUGUGUCUGCUAAAAAGGAGAAGAAAGUUUCCUGCAUGUUCAUUCCUGAUGGGCGAGUGUCUGUCUCUGCCAGAAUUGACAGAAAAGGAUUCUGUGAAGGUGAUGACAUUUCCAUCCAUGCUGAUUUUGAGAAUACAUGUUCCCGCAUUGUGGUCCCCAAAGCGGCCAUUGUAGCCCGACAUACUUACCUUGCCAACGGCCAGACGAAAGUGCUAACGGAGAAGUUGUCAUCAGUCAGAGGCAAUCAUAUUAUCUCAGGGUCUUGUGCAUCAUGGCGUGGCAAGAGCCUUCGGGUACAGAAGAUCAGACCUUCCAUCCUGGGUUGCAACAUCCUUCGAGUUGAAUAUUCCUUACUGAUCUAUGUUAGCGUCCCUGGCUCCAAAAAAGUCAUCCUUGACUUACCACUGGUGAUCGGUAGCAGAUCAGGUCUGAGUAGCCGGACAUCCAGCAUGGCCAGCCGAACUAGCUCUGAGAUGAGUUGGAUAGAUUUAAACAUCCCAGAAACCCUAGAAGCACCUCCUUGCUAUAUGGAUGUCAUUCCUGAAGAUCAUCGUCUGGAGAGUCCCACCACUCCUCUGCUAGAUGAUGUGGAUGGUCCUCCAGACAGCCCUAUUUUUAUGUAUCCCUCUGAGUUCAAGUUUGUGCCACCACCCACUUACACAGAGGUGGAUCCCUGCGUCCUCAACAAUAAUGUGCAGUGAACAUGGGGGAGAAAAACAGUUGUACCACUUGUUUUUUUUCUGCCUCUCUUCUUGGACUCACUUUCUGAGACUCACCAAGCAGUCUCUGCAGUGGGGCCUGGGUCCUUCCCAGCCUCGGACCUCCUCUUGUGGGAGGUGAUCAGCUGGCAGUCUUGUGGACCUUAAAGAUCUGGACCCAUCCUCCGCUGGCACAACGUGAUGCGAGAGUGUUUGCUGGGUGGGGUGUAAAACGGUUCAGAACAAUUCAGGCCCACCCUGUUUUCUGAGGUAUUCCUGAGUCAGGGAUGCAAACGACCUUCUGGCAUGGUCUUCCCAAGGUGAUGUUGGAGGGGACAGUGGUUUGUUAUGACAACAUCAGACCUUGAACUGAAUGUGCCAUGUAAAAUGGAGCCAAUUUAGCAACGUGGGAAAAUGAAGACUAACGGCCAACAUUUUGGAAAGAGGAGGUUCUUUAAGAAAAAAUCAGUGUUUCCUUUUGUGCUUUAAUGGGAAAGAAAAACCCUGCCAGGCUGAUUUGGUUUGAACUUCAGAGAACAUCCCUAUGAAUUGAAAGAAGCUACUGUUUUUCUUUGCUUAGAAUGUACUUCAACCUGGCUUAAAGCAGUAGUAACUAUGCUCCACCAAAGGUCUUGAAAGCCAUUUUUAGAGCCUAUUGCACUGUGACUCCUAUGGAAGUUUUUUCAUUUAGGAGAAUGUGUUUUUCUUUUCAUGUGACUUCUUGGAAUUCAUUCUAAGGAGAUAACUUAGCACUUUAGUUCUUUCAGAUUUUUUUGUUUUUUUUUCUCUCCCUAUUGCAAAUUAAGCUACAACUGAUCUAUGUAUCUAGGGGUAAGCACAAGGUCACACAUACACCCCCCCCAAAAAAAGUUUCACCUUUGAGACUUUGCCACAAUGUACAGAAUUUCAUAAUUCCGACACUCAUAUGAAAGGUUGCUAUUUUAUAAAGCUUUGUCCGUGAUCCGCUAUGACUUCUCGAUAGCUGAGGAGGAACUCCAUCCACAUACCCCAACACUGUGAUGGGAUCCCCCAGACACUGGCCUGAGGAACUAGCGGGCAAUUCUUCACUAAAGUCCUCUGGAUCCCCUUCCUCCCCGGUGUAAGGCGAUGAGGUUCGCCCUGUCUCGUUGCAGCCCCUAGCACUGGGUCAGUCAGCACCAGCCAUAGCACUUUGUUCACUGUCCUGUGUUAGAGCACUGAGCUCUACCCUUUCUGAAAAGUACAGCCAGAAAGGGUGGGAGCAGAAGGUGAUUUCACUUUGUGUUUUUGUAUUUUAAUUGUGUAUCUUUUUGUAUGAUAAAGAAAUCUAUAUUUUGUACUUAUCCAGAUAUAUUUUCACCCCAGGUGGGGGUACUGUUUGUAAAAAAUAAAGUUUUUUAAUGGCAAAAGAA